CAAAAAAAAAAAAAAAUCAAAUAUGUGCAAAGUUUCCAAUCCAAACCAAACUGGUGAAUCUCAUAGUUCUGAAAGGUCAAACUAAGAGUGAGUGAGAAGAGUGCAACAACAACAAGCUUUGAUUUCACACUCUCACUCUUCAAACAGAGAGACAAAGUACACAAUCUUUCUUUCACCAAAUUCACCGAUCGAAAAGGUUUUGUAGAAGAAUUGGUUCAAUGUCUUGGGCUGCACCUGAUGAGCUUUUACUCUCUACUUCUCUUGCUACAUAUCUUGACAAAAAACUUCUUGUCCUGUUGCGAGAUGGGCGGAAACUUUUGGGUUUAUUACGCUCAUUUGAUCAAUUUGCUAAUGUCGUUCUAGAAGGUGCGUGUGAACGAGUGAUUGUCGGUGAUCUUUAUUGUGAUGUCCCUUUAGGCCUUUAUGUAAUUCGUGGGGAGAAUGUUGUCUUAAUUGGAGAGCUGGACUUGGGAAAGGAGGAGCUUCCACCACAUAUGACAUGUGUGUCAGAGGCUGACAUAAGAAAGGCUCAAAAAGCAGAACGCGAUGCUAGUGAUCUGAAGGGAACUAUGAGGAAAAGGAUGGAAUUCCUUGAUUUUGACUAAAAUUUCCUACCAUCUUAACAAUCAAGCUGGUGGUCCUAUCUGCAAAUUUUAAUGCAGCUGCCGGACUCAAGUUGGAUAACAAUGAGUGGGAAGAAUAAGUAAUAUGGUCGAUGUGCGUUUCUCUCUUCUUUACAAACUAGUAAGACUCGAGACAGAAUACUUCACAGCUAGUAAUUGGUUUUUUUUGUACCAUAGGUCAAUAUGGAAAUUGAUGUUUUGGCUUCACUAAACAACAACCAAUAUAGUCAUUAUGAUUCAUGCCCUCAAAUUGUUGUUAUUGCAUUUGGAGGCAUGAUGUUAUCGAGCUCUUAAAUUAUAUUUGGUAUUCGAUAAUCAGACGCAGUGAAGGUGAAAAAUUUCUUAAUGGUUUCGAUAUUAAUGUGUGAUUAGAUCA
Messenger RNA from Medicago truncatula (barrel medic), 999 nucleotides. RefSeq names its product sm-like protein LSM1B. The transcript has 6 exons. Gene Ontology annotation, cellular component: Lsm1-7-Pat1 complex; P-body. Bases 219 to 605 code for a protein of 128 amino acids. Gene Ontology annotation, molecular function: mRNA binding. The record is from RefSeq and is a predicted model, not a curated record. Lineage: Eukaryota; Viridiplantae; Streptophyta; Magnoliopsida; Fabales; Fabaceae. Gene Ontology annotation, biological process: deadenylation-dependent decapping of nuclear-transcribed mRNA.